Symbiodinium sp. CCMP2456 is the source of this 744-nucleotide messenger RNA. The record is from the annotation of a GenBank genome assembly. Lineage: Eukaryota; Dinophyceae; Suessiales; Symbiodiniaceae.
AUGGACGAGUCCGCUUCGCAAGUGCUUGCGGAGUCGGCCCCGCCCGAAGAAAUGCAGACCUUGCUUAAUCAGCUGAUUGCAAAAAACCGAGCACUGCAACACAAACUGGACUCCCGAGGCUCCAGUCCUGCAGGAACAGCAACACCCAAGCCUGCAAACCCGUCCCCCGCCGAAGCUGCCGACAAAGCCCCCCCAACCGUCGAUGAAGAUGAAGAUGAAGAUGCUGAGGAUGAUGAUGCUGAUCAGAGGGACGGGUCGGGUAAUGAAGAAGAUGAAGAUGAGGAGGAGGAUGAGGAGGCGGAGCCAUCCUCGGUGAUAACCCCGCCGCCCAAGACCAAUCGCGCAGAGACGCCCACCCCACCUGCCCCGGAGGCCCCGCCAAAUCCGUUUGCGCACGCGAACUCAACUACCCACAGGGCCGAGUGGAUGGCUUUCGGGAGAAGAAUGGAUGGUGGAGAUGCAUCCACAAAGUUUCCCGAGCUCAUGGGGCUUUGGUCUGCUAGCAGAGAUGACAAGCUAAAGGCCUUUCGGGAAUGGCUGUCCAAGGACAAGAACUACGAGCAGGCGGAGUCCCACAUGACGUUUCUACGAGAGAAGGAGUUCAAGGGGAACCGCGAGUGGGAAUGCUUGACCAUCCUCGAGAUGGUCCAGCGAAACUUCAGCACGCACGGUCCCGAGCGAUUUUUGCAUGAUAGAACAUAUGGGUUCCUAUUUCGUGCUGAUGCUUGUGCAAUUUCAACAUAA